Cucurbita pepo subsp. pepo (vegetable marrow) is the source of this 7118-nucleotide messenger RNA. Its product is annotated as Ubiquitin system component Cue protein. Gene Ontology annotation, molecular function: ubiquitin binding. NCBI's taxonomy places the organism in Eukaryota, Viridiplantae, Streptophyta, Magnoliopsida, Cucurbitales, Cucurbitaceae. The record is from RefSeq and is a predicted model, not a curated record.
UAAGUUUUUGAUGAGAAUGGUCGGUGAGUGAAAGGCGAAGUGGGCAACAAUGAACGAAGCACUUGAACUCCUACCCUAACUGUCAUCAAAAGUAUCUGAAGGCCGCGCGCGCUUCUUUCAUUUUUCGCAGUGGGCCAUGGCUUCGGCGGAGCAGCCUCUCAAGAAGCGCCGGAACUACGUACCACCCGCAUCAGAGCCACCGCCACCGCAAACCCUAGCGCUGGACCAGACAUCCGUCGCCCCACCGCCUCCUACUCCACCGCUGCUGUCCCAAGCCGAAAUCCUCCUCAGGAGAAGGAACAGAGAUGAUAUUAGAAGUGUCUAUGACUGUUUUAAGCGAAUUAGGUUUUUCCUUUCCCAGAAAGAGAAGGGCGCUCCCACACCUGAUAUUGAGCAGGCAUAUCUUUCUCUUAUCACUGCUUCGAGAGGGUGCGCGAGUGUAAAGCGUAUUGUAGCUGACUUUAUUCCUCGGUAUGCACCUCAUUGUCCAACUGCUCUUGAAGCUGCAACAAAAGUUAUCAUCAAUAUGCACAAUCAGAGCUUGGAAAUAAUAACUAAGGGGGAGGAUGUUGACAAUGUUGCAUUUGAGACAGCUAGGGCUUGUAUUAUUGGUUUGGAUGAUAUUUGUGCUGCUGUAAUAUCUAAGGCACCUACGUCAUCUGUCAUCAGAGGCAUUUGCUCUGAAGUCUUUCAGAAUGUUUUCACCUUCUUUGUGUCAUCUUUUGAGGGUAAAGAUAUCUUUCAGAUUGUGGAUGAAGAAGCUCUUAAAAUUCAAGACUCUGCAGAUUUUUUCACUGAGUUGAAGCAGAAAUAUACUGAUGAAAAUAGUUUGCCUGUGAUUAAGCUAUCCAAGUUACGUGCUAUCAGUUUCCUCUGGCUGUUUUUUCAUUACCCUAAAAACUUAACUGCAGCUUGUUUUGAGCUUUUCAAUAUGUCUGCCGAGAGAAUUCAUAAGGAUGGCCUGUAUUUCCUGACUCAGAUUAUACUUGGGCUCGAUGAUGGUAUCACCCAUCAUUUGGAUAAAGGAAAUGACAACAGAGCAAGCCUCAAAUGUUGCAAAGAUGAUGUUAAGGAGAAAGUUUCAGUCAGUAGCCUCAUCUCUGUUGAUGCGUCAUCUGUUUCAAGGAACUGCAUGUUGAGCUUGGUCCUUGGAAGCGAUCAAUCAUUUCGAAACUGGAUGUUUACACAGUAUAAGAGGCUCUGUGACCUGCCGUCCUUUAGAGCUUUAGCAGAUGUAAGAUCUGCCCUGGAAGGAAUUUUUGAAUCAUUUUCUGAGUUAAUGAACAACGAAGAUAGUCAAGUGAACAUCGAUGAGGAAAUUUCUGAUUCCUUAAUGCAUACCCGUCAUAGGAGUGAAAUUUCCAUGGAACUCUCUGAUAAAAAGAGAAAAUUGAGUCAUUGUGAUUCCGUUGAAGAUGGUGUCAAUGACAAAGUUUCUGGUCAACAUCGUUCAUCAAUUCCUCUUGAAGGCAAGCACACCACAUGUUCUGAUUUGGAUACUGGUAGCUUGAGACCCAUGGCCUUUGAAGUUCGGGAGCCGGGAGGUUGGCUACAUGGCAGUUUGCCCCAGUCACAGGAUCCUUUGAGCAAGCACGAUCAUUUGUCUUAUGCAAAAACAUCAGUAGACCUGCAGAGCAAUUCUCUUGAAUGUACAAAGAGUUCAACUGAUGGGAAUCAAGUUUCAAGUGUCGAUCGCAACUUUCCUGCUCAGAGAUCGUCUACGGGAGAUGUCAAUAAUGAUCUUGUGCCUCCUAGACAUCAACUAUCAGUGCCAUGUAGUUCUACAACUUCUCAGAGUUUGUGGUUUUCUGAUGGAGAUCCAUCAGCCAUGGAUAUCUUCUCUGCCUCUAAACAAUUAUGGGUGGGUCUUUUAGGUCCUGAUGCAUCUGAAGCUCACAUAAGGUAUCAAUUUGAGAGGUUUGGUUACAUUGAACAUUUUUUCUUCUUUCCAUUAAAAAGGUUUGCAGUAGUGGAGUAUAGUCACAUCAAUUAUGCAAUAAGGGCACGUGAAUAUAUGCGUGGACAAUUUCAGUGGUGUGUAAAAUUCAUGGAUAUUGGUUUAGGGACUAGGGGUUCCACCCACGGGGUUGCAGUUGGUUCCAGUUUGCAUGUUUAUGUUGGAAAUGUUUUGGGCCACUGGGUGAAGGAUGAGAUUCUGCAUGAGACAAGGAAAGUGCUUAACAAGGGCCCAUACGUGGUCUCUGAUCUUAGCAGUGAGGGAGCAUUGCUGAUGGAAUUUGAGAUUCCCGAAGAUGCUGCAGUUGUAAUGGCGCAUCUCAGACAACAUCGUAGGGAGAAGUACGUUCACUGGCCACCUUCAAAUUCAGGACAAACUAACAUCGCUGCUCCUUAUUUAGAUAGUGGAAGAUCUUCUUGUGCCCCUACUGGUGGUAGCAUCAGAAGUAACAAUCCUUCAAACUUGUCCAGUAGUAUGGUUGGGUCACCUCAUGCUCCAAUUGUCCCUGAGAGUCCUAACUUCAGGACAAGAAUGUCAGAGCUAUCUUCCUUGCUCUACACGCUGCGUGCAAAAUACAACAUCAAUCAAAACUCGAGUUACUUUGAAAGCUACAUGUCUGGAGGGUGCAACACUUCCAUGAGGGAAGAAGACAGAACUCCUACUAGCACUCUCUGGGUUUCUUUCCCAAAUUUUAGUUCUCCUUUUGUCACCGAUGAGGAGUUGAUGAAGAUCUGUAAUCUUGCCAUCACCAAUACUGGGUCUGUUGUCAGGAUGACUCGAGCAAGUGUACAGGUGGGCGGUGGUUGGUUUGUUGAGUGCAGUAGUGUGGAUGCUGCAAUCACAGUCUUGAAGAACCUCCGUGGUUGUCCUGGAAUUUUCCUUCGAAUAGAAUUCAGUAAACCAGGAAGGUUCCAUACAACACCUUUUAUGAGGAACCACGAUAGUUGUGCUAUGGAGCAUCCAUCUCCUAGAGUAUUACAUGAAAAUCGUGCAAUGCCUCAGCAAGGUGGAUAUUCAUAUCAGUCAAACUGGGCUCCUUCUGGUCAUACAGAGAUUUCUGAAAUAGGUGUCAGAAAGACCGAUGCUUACGAAAAAAGCGUGCUGAUAGAUCAUCCACAAGGUGGCCACAUAGUGUCUGGAGGUAUUCCAUGCUUGCCCAUAUCAACAAUGGGGCCUCCCGCUCCACCACCUCCACCGCAGAUUCAGCCACCUCCAUUUGUUCAAUCUCCAUACCCUCCUCCAAAUAGUUCUUGGGAUGCAAGGGGUUUAAACCAUCCUUUGCCUUUAAAUCCAAUCUCACCAGGUGUUAUGCCUAAUACAUUCCCUGGUAAUUCUGUUGCAUGCCCUCCUUUUUUACCUGCUUCUGUGACACCACUUGCUCAGAUACAAGGAGUUCCAAUGCAGCAGCAGCAUCUAGACCAUGUUUUUCCCCAUCCUGUUGUUCCGCCAUCAAUAUCAUCUCUUCCACCUCCCCAGCCCGAGAUGCCUCCUCCCAUGCCUCCAUCUCCACCACCAUUGCCUCACUCACAACCACCUAAUAUUCCUCCUCCACCCAGUUCUCCUCCGCCUCCACCUCCACCCCUAGCUGCCACUGGAACAAGUGAAGUGGAAAGUAGUAGCCAGCCUGUCCAGUAUCAAUGGCAAGGUGCCUUGUGUAAAAGCGGGGUUCAGUACUGUACAAUUUUUGCAAAAAGAGUGGAUUCACAUACUUGCAAAUACUUCAAUGCUGCUCCAGAACCUUUCGAGUGGCCAACAAAAUUAGAUAUGACCAAACGCACAGAUUUCAGGCAUGUGAAGUCGACAUUCACUAGCACUUCACCAAAUAAAAGGGAGAUAUGUCAGCUGAUCCCAUCUUCUGGUGGCGAUCAUAAAGGAUUCCAAGAUUUUGUAUCAUAUUUGAAGCAGAGGGAUUGUGCGGGAGUAAUAAAGAUACCGGCCACUAAAUCGCUAUGGACUAGGCUUCUCUUUAUACUUCCAUAUUCACAGGACUCGUGUUCUCUUCUUUCAAUUCCACCAGGUCCGCCAGAUAGUCUGAUUGGCUUGGUUCUUCCGAAAGAAACAAAUUUCGAAUGGAUUACGAAGCCAGUAAUUCCUCGUCGUCCUCCUCCUCCCUCCGCUUGGCGCGCUCUUCUUCCUUUCCAAUCACCAACGCACUCAUCUGAAUACAGAAUGUCGAAUCGUUACAACCAAGAUGGAAACAAGGGUUUAAGGAAAGACCAGAAGAAGUACAUCCCCAAGAAUCAAAAUCAAUCUUCAAAACAACUCCUCAACCCUAAACCUACCCUCUCCGCUUCUUUCAGACAUUCGCUCCCCAAGUCACCCGAUUCUGCUGCUGUAAGCACUGCUGCCGCGCCUUCAUUGAGUAGGAUUCAGAUGGGUGUGAGUGGAGAUUGGGUGUCUAACAGAGUUAGUGAUGGUAGUUUCGUGAAUUACUUGCCACAGGACGAGGCCGUUGCCACUGGUCUUCGUGCUGAAGAAGGAGCGUUGGAUCCGGUGGAAUCUCAAAGAGUCGUAGACCUUUUGAAUAGAGAGCUGUCUCGGCUGCUGAAGUUGAGUGCUAAAGAGUUUUGGACGGAAGUGGUUAGGGAUACUUCCUUGCAUGAAUUUCUCGAUAGCUUCCUAAAAUUCAGGAGUAGAUGGUAUGAUUUUCCACAUCGUGGAGCAAAUGGAAUAGUUGCAGGGGUCAUCAUUGGAGAGUUUGAAUUAUGCCGCCGUGUUUUCAUGGUAUUGUAUCGCAUGUCUUCCCAUAGGGAUCCUGGAGCGCGAGCUGCUGAUAGUCUCAGUAUAAAAGAUCAUGGAGUCCUCCUGCAGGGAAAAAAGUUGCUUGACCUUCCAAAGUUACUUGAUAUAUGUGCUAUAUAUAAUCAUGAGAACGAAGAUCUAACUAGAAUACUGGUUGAGAAUGCUAUAAAAUCCCAGCUUAGUAUUCAUGAAAAUUUACCAUCAGUUAUAUCUCACUUCCUCAGCAUUGUCUCUAUGCUGCAUCAAAGGUGCAAUUCAUCUCUUGAGACUCUCAUCUCCACCAGUAGCCAUGGGCACAGUAAGCUUCAAGCUGACUUCUUGGAGGUGAUUGAUUUUAUCAAUGAUGCAAUCGUCACUCUGGACUCUUUCGUUGCUGCAUACAGACUGGCAGCCAUAUUCUUCUCCUCUGCUGUUGAAGUGAGCUGCGGAAAUGAGGAUUUACUCGGAACUCUUGCAAGGUUGCAUGAUAUACUGCUUCCAUCUUUACAGCAGGGAUUCCAAAUUGUCUUUGUGCCCCAGGAAGAUGAUAUGGUGUCUAAUGUUGCAAAAAGUUUGAAAAUGCUAGCAUUAAGAAUUGUGAGUCUUGGUUGGAAACUGCUGGAAAUUUGCUAUCUAGGAGAUGAAGUGUUUGGAAAAGACCUCCCUGUUCCAGUCUCUAUGAAGAUGUUCCCAGCAUCUGUUGAAGACCCUGUCAUAAGAGCAGAUAUCUUGAUUCAAACUUUUAGAGAGAUCCAUGGAAUCUCGCAACAGGUUCCAGAUAAACAACUUGGUCAAACAUUUCUUCAGCAUAUGGAAAAGAACCACUCCAUAAUUAAAAGAAUCAACAGUUUACGAAACAAUGGAUGGAUUCAUGUCGAUGAUGAACAAUUUGAUUAUCUAUCAACAAUAGUUAUGUGUAUCCCAACAUCCAAUAUUAAGGAUCCAUCUCUUUCUAAGACCCCUGUGAUGAGCCACAUAUCAGAAGUAGAUGAAGAUGCUGCAAUGUUGGAGUCGAAAAUCUGUCAAAUAAAGGAUCUUUUCCCCGAGUAUGGCAAUGGAUUUCUAGCUGCAUGUCUGGUAGCUUAUAAUCAGAACCCGGAAGAAGUGAUUCAACGAAUCCUUGAGGGGACUCUUCAUGCCGAUCUCCAGUCCUUGGAUACUUCCUUAGAAACAAUGCCAGUGCCCAAGUCUAGUACGACCGCUAAUGGUAGGAAUGACAAAGGUAAAGGAAAACUAAUUGAGUCUUCGACAGUUGCCUACACUGACCAAGUAUCUGGGUGUAAAGAAGAUAUACCGAUUGAAGGCCCUUCAGUUUCAUCAGCUUCAGCUGGUAGAUAUGUUCGAAAGUCCAAAGAUGGCAUGCCGAACUCAGAGACCCUUGAUAGUAGAAAUGAAGCUGAUCCAGUGAGAACUGCAGCUUUAAUUUCUCAAUACGAGUAUGAAGAUGAGUAUGACGAUUCUUUUGAUGAUCUUGGUAUUAGUAUAGCAGAAACAGCUACAGAAGAUAAUGAAGACUUUGUGGGUCGAAAGCCGAGCUCAGAUUUGGUUAACACUUCGAACUCGACAACUGCAGGUUCAGCGCGAAGUGCUCCCAACCCAAAGUGGGGAUCUAGAAGACAACCACAAUUCUACGUCAAGGAUGGUAAGAAUUAUAGUUACAAAGUAGCAGGUUCGGUGGCAGUUUCCAAUUCUGAGGAGGCAUCCUUAGUUACUCAAGCUCAAAGAGAACUAAUUUAUGGACUUGGCCGCGGAGGCAACUUGCCCCUCGGAGCAGUAAGAAAGCUAACAGAGUCAGAGCAGGAUAGCCCACCUGAUGUUUCUGCAGUAGAUCCAAGAGAUAAUGGACGGAAGUCCUGGGGCAGAGGAAGGAGGGAAGGUGGAAAUGGAACAGCUCCAAGCGUUCCAGAAGAACAAGGUAAACAACCAAAUGUGGCUGAGGUUUCAGACAGGGGCGGGAGGGGCGGCAACAGAGGCCGAGGAAGGAGGGGAGGGGGUAACCAUCACAGGAAGGACAGAGCCAUGAAUAAGCAUUUUGCUGGACUGCAGGGUUUCUAAAUUACUAUGUCCGAUCACCCUUCACCCCAAGCAGAACCCAAUACAAGAAUUUAUAGUAAUUUUGAAGAUUCAAGUUUGCGAAGAUGUUGACUUUGUUUUAUCAGUGCAUCAUCGGUAAAUGUGGAAGAGACGUUCAAGAUAUGGCAGCGUAGUGCAGUCUACACCUCCCUACAGAAGGUCGAUGAUCAAGGUCGAUGAUCAAAUGUACAGAACAUGUUUCAUAGGGCCAUACAUAAAUCUGGCCCGUGUUUGAGUUUCAAUUUUGUAGCUGUCUAUAUUAUUUAGCAGUAAACUCCUGAAUUUACCGUAUAACAAAAUGAUUGUAGUAGGCACUCUUAUUAACAGAAAUGGAAAUAUACGAAGGAAAACAAUGCUUGAAUCGAAA